This is a messenger RNA of Jaculus jaculus (lesser Egyptian jerboa), 321 nucleotides long. RefSeq names its product parathyroid hormone 2 (gene Pth2). Gene Ontology annotation, biological process: neuropeptide signaling pathway. The coding region runs from base 10 to 321 and encodes 103 amino acids. NCBI's taxonomy places the organism in Eukaryota, Metazoa, Chordata, Mammalia, Rodentia, Dipodidae. The record is from RefSeq and is a predicted model, not a curated record. The transcript has 2 exons. Gene Ontology annotation, cellular component: extracellular region.
CCGCAGGUGAUGGAGACCCGACAGGUGUCGCGGAGCCCCCGAGUGCGGCUGCUGCUGCUGCUACUGCUACUGCUCGUGCCCUGGGGCGCCUGCCCAGCCUCAGGUGUUGCUCUACCCCCCGCUAGCGUGUCGGUGUCUCUCCACAGCCUGCGCGCCCCCCGCCGGGCCUGGGAGGUUGCAGACAGCCCCUCGCCGCGGCGGAGCCUGGCGCUGGCGGACGACGCGGCGUUCCGGGAGCGCGCGCGGCUGCUGGCCGCCCUGGAGCGCCGCCAGUGGCUCAACUCAUACAUGCAGAAGCUGCUGCUGCUGGACGCCCCCUGA